AUGCAGCCCUCUGAUAGUGUCAUGAACCUGAGACAAGUCUUUGUGACUGUAUUGAUGUUUGGAGUAGCAGGUCUACUCCUCUUCAUGUACCUGCAGGCCUGGAUUGAAGAACAUCCUACAGCGUCUGGAGAAAAAUUACAACAGCAGAUAAUUAAUCAGGAUUCCAAGCUCCCGCACCCAGAGGAGCUUGCCACAGCACCAAAAAAUCAGAGUGCUGCUGCUAACCACAACAAGCGACAGACAACUGUAAUCAUGGGCAGACAUUCACAGGAGAAAGCCAGUCCUCUUGGUGAGAUAGCCAGCUCCUUGGUGAGCCGAUUAUCUGAACAGCAGAAGAUGACUAAAGCCUUUCUAAAACAACAAGUGAAUUUAUCACCAGUGAUGCGCCCUUUAAAUAAAAGUUUAAUCAAAGAUGACAGAUGGAAAAACAUAGAUGAAGCUCAAGAAAAACGCAGAUAUUUUCUUUAUGACUUCUGUAAAAAAUACAAUGGUGAGAACCAGCUCAGAACCCAUCUAGUGCGUAUGGUAUCCAGAAUAUACGUGGAGGAUAGACACAAAAUCUUAUACUGUGAAGUGCCUAAAGCAGGCUGUUCCAACUGGAAAAGGAUUCUGAUGGUGCUCAAUGGACUUGCCUCUUCGGCAUACAGUAUUAGCCAUGAUGCCGUGCACUACGGAAAGCAUCUAAAGAAAUUGGACAGUUAUGACUUAAAAGGGAUACAGACACGUUUAAAUACCUACACCAAGACCAUAUUUGUACGUGACCCCAUGGAAAGAUUGGUGUCUGCAUUCAGGGAUAAAUUUGAACAUCCAAACAGCUACUACCACCCAGUGUUUGGAAAGGCAAUUAUUAAGAAAUAUAGACUUAAUGCACAUGAAGAGGCACUGAAAACCGGAUCAGGCGUGAAGUUCAAAGAAUUUGUCCGGUAUUUGUUAGAUUCCCAGCGCCCAGUAGGAAUGGAUAUACACUGGGAGCAGAUUAGUAGACUCUGCUAUCCCUGCCUCAUCAACUAUGAUUUCAUAGGAAAAUUCGAAACUCUAGAGGAAGAUGCCAAUUACUUUUUGCAAUUGAUAGGUGCUCCAGCAGAGCUGAAGUUUCCUAAUUUCAAAGACAGACAUUCCUCCGAUGAAAGAACAAAUAUGGAAGUAGUGAGACAGUACUUAAAGGAGCUGUCAGAUACAGAGAGACAGCUGACCUAUGAUUUUUAUUACUUGGAUUAUUUAAUGUUUAAUUAUACAAUGCCUAUUGUAUAGCUCUGAAUGAUUUUAAAAUUCUAUCAGACAUUUAACGAUUUUGGCCUCAAACCAGCAACUGUAAUAUUACCAUACAGCUCUGAGUGGAAGAAAUAUAACUGCUAAGUGUAACUGUCUUGACUUAGUUGAGAUUUUAUAAAUGAAAGUGACACCAAUUGACACAAAAUUAUAGGAGCAACGCACAAAAGAGAUCUAUAAACUAUCUAAUUUGCACUAAAAGGUCUAAAAAAGGCUGCUUUUGAGUAUGGAUUAUAUUGUGGAAGCAGUAAUCCAGCCAGCUGUUUCAUUAGCUCAGCGAAUGUUCUUGUAAUGGUUGAAAAACAUUCAAAAUAGCAUGGAUUUGUGUGUGUGUGUGUCUAUAUAGGAAUAAUGUGUCGAGUGUUUUGAAUGUAUAUUUUUUGCUGUCUGUGGCAUAUUAAUAAAAAUCA
This is a messenger RNA of Trachemys scripta elegans, 1679 nucleotides long. RefSeq names its product carbohydrate sulfotransferase 9 (gene CHST9). Gene Ontology annotation, cellular component: membrane. NCBI's taxonomy places the organism in Eukaryota, Metazoa, Chordata, Testudines, Emydidae. The record is from RefSeq and is a predicted model, not a curated record. Gene Ontology annotation, molecular function: sulfotransferase activity. The coding region runs from base 1 to 1251 and encodes 416 amino acids. Gene Ontology annotation, biological process: proteoglycan biosynthetic process; carbohydrate biosynthetic process. The transcript has 3 exons.